Phytophthora sojae is the source of this 321-nucleotide messenger RNA. RefSeq lists its product as hypothetical. The transcript has a single exon. The record is from RefSeq and is a predicted model, not a curated record. NCBI's taxonomy places the organism in Eukaryota, Oomycota, Peronosporomycetes, Peronosporales, Peronosporaceae. The annotation marks the transcript as partial.
GUACCUAAGAUGAAGACAAUUCAAAACUUUGUGUACAACUACAAGAACAGCGUUCUUUACCACAACGAUGUUGUUGCUGACCUAGUUGGGAUUGGUCGGGGCUCCCGGUAUCGUAAGGAUAUGGAUAUGUCGGUAGGUUUCGCCUUCAGUUAUAGCCUGGACAAAGAUGACAAUCCUGUUCUGGGGGAAGGUACGGAAACGGAUCCAUUCGUGCUGGCGUUUUCAACCAAAAUACUCAUGAAAAAUCUAGCUCGAGACCCAGAUACGUUUGGUUUUCACAUGGAUGUUACGGUCAAGCUUACGAAGUGUAAGUUCCCUCUC